Messenger RNA from Elephantulus edwardii (Cape elephant shrew), 1155 nucleotides. RefSeq names its product alpha-methylacyl-CoA racemase (gene AMACR). Gene Ontology annotation, cellular component: mitochondrion. NCBI's taxonomy places the organism in Eukaryota, Metazoa, Chordata, Mammalia, Macroscelidea, Macroscelididae. The record is from RefSeq and is a predicted model, not a curated record. Gene Ontology annotation, biological process: bile acid metabolic process. The transcript has 5 exons. Gene Ontology annotation, molecular function: alpha-methylacyl-CoA racemase activity. The coding region runs from base 1 to 1155 and encodes 384 amino acids.
AUGGCGCUGCGGGGUGUUUGCGUCCUGGAGCUGGCCGGCCUGGCCCCGGGCCCGUUCUGCGGCAUGGUGCUGGCUGACUUCGGGGCGCAGGUGAUCCGGGUGGACCGAGUGGGCCGCGGCGGCGGCUUGGACGUGAGCACCUUAGCCCGGGGGAAGCGCUCGCUGGCUGUGGACCUGAAGCAGCCGCAGGGCGUGCAGGUGCUGCGGCGUCUGUGCAUGAGAGCAGACGUGCUGCUGGAGCCCUUCCGCCAGGGUGUCAUGGAGAAACUCCAGCUGGGUCCUGAGGUCCUCCAUCGAGAGAACCCCAAGCUCAUCUACGCCCGACUCAGUGGAUUUGGACAGUCAGGGAAGUUCUCCAGGAUGGCAGGGCAUGACAUCAACUAUUUGGCUUUGUCAGGUGUUUUAUCCAGACUUGGCGGAAACGGGAAGAAUCCGUGUCCCCCAUUGAACCUCCUGGCUGACUUUGCUGGUGGUGGCCUCAUGUGCUCUCUGGGCAUUGUGAUAGCUCUGUUUGAACGCACGGUCUCAGGCAAAGGCCAAGUCAUCGAUGCCAACAUGGUGGAAGGGACAGCAUAUCUGAGCUCUUUUCUCUGGAAAACACUGAAAACAGGCCUGUGGGAGCAGCCUCCAGGCCAGAACAUUUUGGAUGGUGGAGCUCCUUUCUACACGACUUACCAAACAGCAGAUGGAGGGUUUAUGGCCGUGGGAGCCAUAGAACCCCAGUUCUAUAAGCUGCUUCUCAAAGGACUGGGACUCAAUUCUGCUGAACUUCCCAAUCAGAUGAACAUGGCUGACUGGCCAGAAAUAAAGAAGAAAUUUGCUGCCGUGUUCGCAACGAAGACGAAGGCCGAGUGGUGUCAGAUCUUUGACGGCACUGAUGCUUGCGUGACCCCUGUUCUGUCAUUUGAGGAGGUCGCCCAUCAUGACCACCCCCGUGAGCGGGGCUCCUUUAUCAGGGAUGAGGGGCAGGACCUGAGUCCCCGCCCUGCACCUCUGCUGCUGCGCACCCCUGCCACCCCUUCUCUCCAGAGGGAUUCCAUCAUUGGAGAGCACUCUAAAGAGAUACUGGAAGAGUUUGGGUUCAGCCAGAAAGAGAUUGAUGAGCUUACCUCAGCUAAGGUUAUUGAAAGUCAUAAACCCAGAGCUAAUCUCUAA